AUGUCUAUGAUGCAGCGGGUCAUGGAGCCUGUCGCACAGGCCAUGCAGGGAAAGACUAACCUUGAGGAGGAGAAACUCGCCGUGCAGGGAGGUAAAAUGGCCACAAAGAAUGCAAAGUACACUGCAAUUGCAGAGCGCACACACUUUGAAAAUCGGAAGAGGGAGAAGGAGACCGUUGUCUUGCAACACAAAUGGUUCAAGGAGAAGGUGACGUUGAUUACCAAAGGCCAAAUUAAAAGAGAACGUGAACAAAGACAACAUGAAAAGGACAUGUUGAGGAUGAAGUUCGAACUUAUCCAGGCUGUCAAGUGUUAG
This is a messenger RNA of Serpula lacrymans var. lacrymans S7.9, 315 nucleotides long. RefSeq lists its product as uncharacterized. Bases 1 to 315 code for a protein of 104 amino acids. The record is from RefSeq and is a predicted model, not a curated record. The transcript has a single exon. Lineage: Eukaryota; Fungi; Basidiomycota; Agaricomycetes; Boletales; Serpulaceae.